UUUUAGACACCAAGAGGAUAUUUAAGUAGGAUAUAAUAUAAAUUCAACCAAUCAGAAGUUACUGACACUUAUUCUGCCCAUGGCGCUUUUUUCGAACGACUGACCGAAGGAAUGUCAACAGAAUUUAUUGAUAGAUCUUGUAAUGUUCCAGGAGUAGAAGAUAAUGAGAGGUCAAGAUGAAGUGGACAAUUGUACUCCUUCUUUGUCUAGUAGGAAGCAGUUAUUCUCCAACACAGCCUCUAGAAGAACCUCAAGAAGAUUCACUCCAUAUGGCCGAACUCCUAAAAGUAGACAGUUAAAAGGUAAAAAUCAUGAAAUACUUUCAAAUGGAACCGCUGAAAGAAGCAGGCCAAGGGACAGAAGAUCAGCUGUUGAAACUGAUGAGGAACAUGAAAGUAACCUUAAAGGUUUAACAAAUAAGUCCUGGAAGUUAUUUAAGAUGACGCCCCUGUAUAAAUUCAACACAGAAUCAUCUCAGCUGAAGAAGUACAGUAGUCAAUUAUCAGCACAUAUAGAAGCCGAAAGACAGAAAGGUUUAUUUAUAGAUAAUGCCACAUCCAGUAAAGCUUACAUUAGUACUUAUAAAGGACUUCGUGUCUCAGCAGCUGACAAAGAAGCUGUCCAGAUUUUGAUCAAAGGACGAAAUCGUGGAGGUUUUGGUGAUGAAACUGUUCUGUUAACAUGUUUAUUGUGUAGUGUUGAAAUGGAACAUAAUCCUGUCGAGCCUAAGUUACGGGACAAGUUUGCAUAUUAUCCUUUGCUAAUGGUAAAAGGCCUUGUAUCUCUUACUGAUGGACUGAUUACUUGGAUGCAGAGUCAUUUUGAUUGUGUGAUCACCCCCAUGAUAUUUUCUGCUCAUGAUCUUGCCUGGAUGGUUGCCAUGUGGAGUGGCACAACUACUGAACCAGUUCAUAAAAGUAAACCUGUUGAACUGUUGUACAAAACUCCUUCAGAUUGUAAAGGGAUUGAUAAAAUAACAUUUACUAUAGAGUCUACUGAUGUGAAAGACUUAUGGGAUAGAAUCCAUGAUGAUAAAGGAUCAGAAUUUAGUAGUGAGGAGGUGACCAUGUUUAUUAACAGCCUAGAAUCUCAUUUUCACUCUUUAUUCCGAGUGAAACUGUCUGCUUUACAGUUAUACAGUGUAGGAACCUCAUUAUCCUAUAUUGGUGAUGUUGGAAGAUUAAAAAUUUUUUCUGCAGACCAUGUUUUAUGGAUACUGAGAUAUCUAACAGUUUUAUCCUUAGAACAUUUUACACAGUCUUGUAGUUAAUACUUAAAUGAAUUAAGUUUUAGCAUAAUUCUUUUAUUGAUUAUUUUUGUGGUUGUUGUAGAAUUAACUAAUUGGUGGCCAGAGAAAAAAAUGGCCAUGGCCAACUGUCAAAUAUAAAAUUGAAUUUUAUAGAACAUA
Mytilus trossulus (common blue mussel) is the source of this 1408-nucleotide messenger RNA. RefSeq names its product centromere protein L-like. The record is from RefSeq and is a predicted model, not a curated record. The transcript is spliced from 12 exons. Bases 164 to 1270 code for a protein of 368 amino acids. Lineage: Eukaryota; Metazoa; Mollusca; Bivalvia; Mytilida; Mytilidae.